AUGAUGGCAAAGAAGGUUGUAGCAGCACUGCAAGUUGGAACUAGUCCUGGGGGAACACAGGAAACUCUUGAAAAAAUACUCUCGUAUGAAAAAGAGAUCAUUGAAGCAGGCGCGAAGCUGAUUGUAAUCCCAGAAGCAACACUAGGGGGCUACCCCAAAGGAUCCAUUUUUGGAACGUAUCUAGGCUACCGACUGCAGUCAGGUCGGGAAGAGUUUAGACGUUACCACGAACAAGCAAUUGAGAUUGGGAAAGGCGAUGCUUACCCAGAAAUUGCACAACUCAGCAUGCUAGCUAAAAGAACAGACGCUACGGUCGUUUGUGGCUGCAUUGAACGGGAUGGUGCAACCUUGUAUUGUACCAUGGUAUAUAUUGAUCCAGUCCAAGGCCUUGUGGGAAAACACCGGAAACUCAUGCCCACGGCCGGCGAAAGAUUGAUCUGGGGCCGGGGGGAUGGCUCUACCCUCCCUGUUGUUGAUUCGGCUGUGGGAAAGCUGGGUGGAGCCAUUUGUUGGGAGAACAUGAUGCCAUUGUUGAGGUAUGCUAUGUAUGAAAAGGGAGUGGAAGUGUGGUGCGCACCAACAGUAGAUGAAAGAGAUAUUUGGAGAACAGCUGUUCAAAAUAUUGGAUAUGAAGGCCGUGUUUUCGUUGUGAGUGCUGUUCAGUUUAUGCCAGACGCAAAGACUAUGGGACUUGGCGAGGAGUUUGGUGAAGAGGGAAUGAGAAGAAUGCCGGGAAAGGGUACGGACGGUUCCGAAAAUCUCAUCAACGGAGGAAGUGUAAUAAUCAAUCCCUAUGGAGAAAUAAUUGCAGGUCCACUCUUGGGGAGAGAAGGCCUCUUGGCCGCCGAGAUCGACACAAGCUUAAUUGUUGAAUCCCGCUUUGAGUUUGAUCCUACCGGUCACUAUUCAAGAGGUGACGUGUUUCAACUUACGGUGAACGAAAAGAGUCACGAUACUGUUUUUAUUAAGUAG
Messenger RNA from Lachancea thermotolerans CBS 6340, 972 nucleotides. RefSeq names its product carbon-nitrogen hydrolase family protein. The coding region runs from base 1 to 972 and encodes 323 amino acids. Gene Ontology annotation, biological process: detoxification of nitrogen compound. Gene Ontology annotation, molecular function: nitrilase activity; nitrile hydratase activity. The record is from RefSeq and is a predicted model, not a curated record. The transcript has a single exon. Lineage: Eukaryota; Fungi; Ascomycota; Saccharomycetes; Saccharomycetales; Saccharomycetaceae.